Saprolegnia parasitica CBS 223.65 is the source of this 279-nucleotide messenger RNA. RefSeq lists its product as hypothetical. NCBI's taxonomy places the organism in Eukaryota, Oomycota, Saprolegniomycetes, Saprolegniales, Saprolegniaceae. The transcript is spliced from 2 exons. The coding region runs from base 1 to 279 and encodes 92 amino acids. The record is from RefSeq and is a predicted model, not a curated record.
AUGGUCAAGAUCUACAAGAUGCUCGUGCACUGGGGCUUCCUCUUCACGGUCCCGACCGUGAUCGCCAUGACCGUCUUCAAGCCGCUUGACGAAGACGCACAGCGCGAGAUGCUCGAGAAGAAGUACAAGUCGGACGUCGACCGGGCCAAGAAGAACCGCGCCAUGUUCAAGGAGCUGCUCCUCCCGUCGAGCGACGACUCGGAGGGCAAGAAGAUGAGCGAUGAAGUCACCGACAUUUGGAUGAAGGGCGACCCGAAGAUCCGGCCGCCGGGCGUUUAA